UACGUGAACCUGUGCUUGCGAAUCGCUGCACUUGAUCGUCCGCCAAAGAAAAGAAAAAUGUUAAGCAGAUGUGUCAUAAACCCUUUCGUCCUUCUGGGACAAGAGAAGGAAACCCCCACGUGGGGUGAACGCUACGCUGUCGUCGCCUCCGACUGGCAGAUCGCAGACGACUCCGACGUGCCCGAAUCAAAGAUGGAGUCCGAGUGGGAAGAUUUCAGUCCCGAGAAGAAUCCUGUAGUUCCAAGCGAUGGUCGAUGGUUUUCUGAACCGUUUUCCCAUGUGGAUCUGCUUCCAUCUCCCAGUGUCCCAGUCUCAUCCCCUGCAUCAUCCUGGUCUUCACCCCUCCGAGAUCCGUGGACCAGGUCUAGUCAGAGGGCCAGCAGAGCUGCUGCUUACCACCCCGACAAGGCCAGUGGAUACUGCGAAGUUAGAGCACCCGUUUUCAGGCGACGCGGGUGCAAUGGUGGCCGACGGAGAUACAGGCCGAGAGGAUGCAUGCCAAAAUGUACGUCAUGGGAACACCUCCCUGCGGUCAUUCAGCCGACCAAGUGGUACCAGGUUGUUGGAAGCAUGCAGUGCAGCCACUGCAAAGACCAGGGGAGAUACCAGUUGACGUCCUGGAUCUGCCAAACCUGCCAGGUCCCCCUGUGUUUAAUGCCGUAUAGGAACUGCUAUGCCAAGUGGCACGGUCAGAGGUGUUGAGAGCUCAGACGCUCUAGUAGUAGUUCCUCAAAGAGGAGAGAAAAAAAUGU
This is a messenger RNA of Cyclopterus lumpus (lumpfish), 752 nucleotides long. RefSeq lists its product as uncharacterized. Lineage: Eukaryota; Metazoa; Chordata; Actinopteri; Perciformes; Cyclopteridae. The transcript has 2 exons. The record is from RefSeq and is a predicted model, not a curated record. Bases 58 to 702 code for a protein of 214 amino acids.